Effrenium voratum is the source of this 498-nucleotide messenger RNA. NCBI's taxonomy places the organism in Eukaryota, Dinophyceae, Suessiales, Symbiodiniaceae. The record is from the annotation of a GenBank genome assembly.
AUGAGCCAGACAGAGGCAGAAGAGGCGCAAGCUGUCGAGCGAGGCAGAAGCUGCGCAGAGAGUCAGAGGCUGCCAAGAGAGGCAGAGGCUGUUGAAAGCGAGCUGCCAAAAGAUGCAGAGUCCUGCAGCGCCUUCUUCACGGCCACGCUGCCGCUGAUGGCCAAGUUUGGCGUCGAGGAGCUGAGCUUCAAGGAGAGAGCCGAGCUCGCCACCAAGCCAGUGGAACUUCUGAACGAGGGCAAGGGUAAAGCGAGCGCGGGGCGUGGCCUGCCCAAGUUAGCCCGCAGUUCUCCGCACGCAUGGUCGACGCUGCGCGGGGGACCCUCAACGACUUCCUGCCAGAUGUCUGGGUCUACACGGACCACUGCAAGGUCAUCGGAUGCAUCUGCUGGCAUCGGUGCGGAAGCUGAUGUGGAUGAGGCAGCCUGGCGUCUCCUGGCAGAGGAGAUCGACCUUGACGGAGUGGUGCCUUGCGGCACGCGUGACAAAAAGAGCUGA